UAGCGGCGUCAACAUCGACAUCGGCGACAUGUACCCGAAGACGGUGUCGUUCCUGAGAGGGACGACUGAGCUCAGCAGCCACUACUACUUGCCGCUCGCCCGCAGCGUCACCGUCGUCCGGCCCAUCGACACAAAGCCCGAGGAGGAGCUGGAUCGCUUGAGUCGCAAGGAUUUCUUCGGCUACUCCCAGAAAUGCGUCAUCGGAGCCGACUUCAGCGAUCCCAGCAGCCCGGAGGUGUGGUGGAACCCGUACGUGCCGUAUAGCAAGAGCAUCGCCACGUCGCUCAUGAACAGCGCGCUGCUCCGUUACUUCAGCGGUGACACGACCGCCGUGUUCCGAAUGCGUCUGCGGGCAUUCAGCAGGAGAGCGGUGGGUGAGCCGGAGGCAGAGAGCGUGGCUCACACGGUGGUUCGCGACACCACGCCUUUCGUGGAGCGCGGACUGCGUUCGUUCAGCCCCUGGCGUAAGGUGCUGCUUCCGCCCAUCAUGGGUCUCGCCGGCGCCGCGUUCGUGGUGGCACCCGUGGCCGAGACGGCGUCGGGCUCCAAGCAGCUGCAGCUCAUGACGGGCGUGCCGGGCCUCGUGUACUGGCUCAGCCACUACCUGUUCGACGGCUGUCUCUACACGCUCCUCUGGGUCUCGGCCGCUUUCCUCUUUGUCAUAAACAACAAAGUGCGCGCCGACACUGCCGUGGCUCUCUUCCUGCUGGUGCUGUUGGGCUUCCCGACACUAACGGGCGUGUCCUACCUGACAUCUUUCUUCGCCAAGUCGGUCGGCAUCUGGUACAUACUGUUGUUCUGCGUGUACAUGGCUUUUGACCGCGACGCGAACAACGGGCCUCCGUACACUGUGAGCCCGUUCGACCUGCACGAGAUGUGCGUCGGCGUCAACCUGCUCGUGCUGCUCAUCGAGGGAAUCGCCAUGUUUGUGGUCGUCUCUGUUCUCGACUCCGGAACCCUGUUCGCCAUCCGGAACGUCCUGGCAGAGAGGCGCGUGCACACGUUGAACGAGAUGAUGGACACGGACGUGGAGAAUGAGGCCCGCGAGGCACCGCGGGUGGCCGCCGUGCCGGGUCUCGAGAACCACGCCCUGGUGCUGUGCGACAUCUGGCGUUUCCUGGUGCUAAGCCGCGCGCCUCAGCUCAAGGCCAUCAACCUGUGCCUGGCGGAAGGCGAGUGCUUCGGCCUGCUCGGCAUGCACCAGUCCGGCAAGACGCUGCUACUCGAAGUGCUCAGCGCGCUCGCCGUGCGCACGUCGGGCAACGCCUACAGCCAGAAGUACAUGCUGUCCUCGUCUCCCAGGAAUUGGCAGUCGCAGAUCGGCUACUGUCCGGCGUCGGGAGGUCUGCUUUCCAGUCUGGCCGUGGGUGACCAACUGACGCUGUUUGCGCGGCUGCGAGGCGUUCCACGAGAGCGGCAGGAGAGUUGCAUCAACAGCUUGCUCGGGGCCUGCAACCUGAACGACAAGCGACUCGACUGUCCCAGGGACUUCGGCAUAUCGGACAAGCGCAAGCUCUCGCUGGCCAUUGCGCUGAUUGGGGCGCCCAGCCUCGUCUUCCUGGACGAACCGCUCAAGGGCGUCGACACCGGCACGAGCCAGAGGCUCUUUGAUUUGCUCAGAUACAUGCGCAGCAGGGCGAAGGCCACCACAGUCAUCUACGCCUCAAUCAGCAUGCAGCAGCUGGAGUUCACUUGCGACCGGUUGGCCAUCAUGGUGGACGGGCAGCUGCAGUGCGUCGGCACCAUCGAGCAUUUGCGCGACAAGUUCGGUCAGGGCAUGGUCAUGAAGAUCCAGCUGGCCGCCUCCGAGAUUGACCGCAACAUCGAGGUGCAGCCGGUGAUGACGGCCCUGUUCCCCGACAGCCGCAUGAUAUGCUACCACCAGGGUCUGCUGAGCUUCGAGAUGACCGAGAAGCGUCCCUGGAGCGAGGUCUUCUCGAGCGUGGACCUGCUGAUGCAGGGCUUCCAGUGCGAGUACGUGCUCGUCUCGGAGGCGACGCUCGAAGAAGUGUACAUGGCCUUCGCAAAGUAGCGAGGUCAUGACGAUGGCGCCUCCAACCGGGACGCUGUAGCGCCUCUGCGAGUGGCGCGUUUAUAGUUUACCAUAAUGCGUAUAUAUGUGUAUAUGUAGUUCCUUCGUUGUAUUCUCUUGCGAAUCGUUCACCUAUGCUUUGUUCAUUUGUAACAUUAGACUUAUUUGUCGUCCUCCAGCAUCCUUAAACAUUUUAUUCAUCCGCAUCACUGCACGCCGAUUUCUCAUCGUUUUGCGAAGUUUUCUUGAAUCGGCCGCGCAUGCGCCAUUGCGUUGCCGCGUGCGCCAGCGUAUAGAUGAUGGCCUUGAAGUAUCUCUUCUCUAAAGAACUGCGUUAAAUUGUUCAAAGGCAUUUAAUAAAAGUGUAACUUAUUUCUCGGAUUG
Molecule: messenger RNA, 2416 nt
Organism: Rhipicephalus sanguineus (brown dog tick)
Lineage: Eukaryota; Metazoa; Arthropoda; Arachnida; Ixodida; Ixodidae
Product: phospholipid-transporting ATPase ABCA3-like
Exons: 10
Coding region: 29-2032 (667 amino acids)
Biological process (GO): transmembrane transport; lipid transport
Cellular component (GO): membrane; intracellular membrane-bounded organelle
Molecular function (GO): lipid carrier activity; ATP binding; ATP hydrolysis activity
Source: RefSeq, a predicted model, not a curated record